Messenger RNA from Doryrhamphus excisus (bluestripe pipefish), 5476 nucleotides. RefSeq names its product centrosomal protein 89 (gene cep89). Gene Ontology annotation, biological process: cilium assembly; mitochondrion organization; chemical synaptic transmission. The record is from RefSeq and is a predicted model, not a curated record. Lineage: Eukaryota; Metazoa; Chordata; Actinopteri; Syngnathiformes; Syngnathidae. Gene Ontology annotation, cellular component: centriole; ciliary transition fiber.
UCUAGAUACGAGGAAGCUACAAGUAACCGUCAGUGAGUUGACACAGAUUAGCACUUUGUCAUGUGUCAGGAACCGUCAAAAACUCUUACUAGUCCGAAGAAGUUUAGAUUAAAAGGCUAACUAAAACCACCAAUGUACAAGGUCGGCGACGGUAAACGAGUGACUCCGACCAUCACAGCGUUGCGUUAAAUAAUUAGCAAGAACUUGUUAUAUCCACCAUGUUGAGACUGAACUUCAGGAGGGAGAAAGGCAAAGACUACAAACACAUAGCCCAUGGUCUGAUCCCUGCUGCCUCCAUUGCCCCCAAAGCUGCCGUGCCUCGUACCCCACCCCCUCGCAGCCCAAACCCCUCUCCUGAGAGACCCAGAUCAGCCUUGGCGGCGGCCAUCUUGUCUUCUUCGCUCACCGGGCAGACUUGGGCGCUCCCUCCCGCCCGCCCCAGGUCUUUCUCUGAGGCCGAGCAAACCGAGUCCUUCGUUUCUGAGCCGAACAUCAGCACCGCACUUUUUACACGUGAUCGAUGGUCAGAAAGCUUUGUUGCUCGCCCACGUCUGUCCUCCCCUGACCACUCUGACGAGGACGAGGAGGAGUUCCAAGACCAGGAGGAGGAGCAGGAUGACGAAGGAAGCAGAGUGGAACACAUUUCCAAAACUCUGGACGAGCAGCUGAGGUGUUCAGCCGCAGAACCAGUCUAUGCUCUGGCACUAAAACACUCGGCCAGUACUCCCCAGGCGAGUCCGAUCUUAUCCAGCAGGGAAUCUUCUCCAGAAUUCCUGGGACAAAAGAGUGUUGAGCGCUGUGAAGCCAGCAGUGUUUCCUUAAAGAAGAAGGCCUGUGUGAAGAGGAACUCCAGAAGCCAUCGAGAAGAUGCGCCAUCCAUCAGCCAAUCCAGUCGAGCCAAACGAGAGCCUAAAGCGGCCAACCUGCCAUCUUCUGGUGCCAACAUGGCUGGCAGCCUUGGGGGGAGGGACCCUGUGAAGGCCAUGAAGGAGGAGAAAGCCAGGGUAGAGGAGAAGAUACGACACCUGGAGCCGACGACCUCCAGGUGGACGGCAGGCUUGCAGGAGGAGCUGCAGACUUUGAGGCAACAGGCUCAGGAGCUGGUAGAUGAAAACGACACCCUCAAGCGUACGGUACAUCGCCUGAAUGUGGAGCUAAGCUGCUACCAAACGCGCUUCAGACGCCCGUCCAGGCAGGAGGUGGACACCAAGCAUUCAUCCCCCCUCAUGCUGGCCUACGAAGAUAGGCUGAAUGAGAAAGAUGCACUGCUGAAGACCACAGAGGAGGAGGUGAAAAGGUUGCGGGUGCACUUGGAGGAAAUGGUGAAAGAAAAUGAGAGGCUUCAUGAUGAAACGGCCGAGAGCGGCGGGAUCAGCAAGGAGGCCUGCCACCAAGUUCAGCAGCAGGCUUUGCUGGUUCUGCAGGAAAAUCAGCUUCUUAGCGAACAGCUGGAGGCGCUGCACGUUCAAACCGAGGCCGACCACAGCAAACAUCUCUCUGAAGUGUCCAAAGCGUCCAAGCAGCUGAUGCUGCUCGAGGCAGAAAAUCAGCGUUUGCAGGACGACCUGGAGGAGAGCAGGGAGGAGGCGCACCAAAACAAGAAGCAGGUGUUGAGUCUGCGAGCCCAUCUGAAGGAUGCCGUCACCUGGGAGGAACACUUCAACAUUGCUGGGAGACUCAGGAGACAGCUGGAGCUGGAGCAGAGCAGGAACAAGAGCGAGGUGGAUGAGGUGCACGCCCAAAUGUCCAGCCUCCAGGAGCACAACCGUAGUCUUCUCCUGGACAAAGCCAAGCUGACGGCUGACGUGCAGAGAAUUGAGGCGCAGCUGGAGCUGAGCAGACAAGCCAACGGGAAGGCGGAGAGGAAGCUGUGCUUACUGAAGCAACAGAAGGACGAGUGUGUGCUGAAAGAGGGGAAGACGAGGAAUUACCUGGACGCUGUCCUUUCCGUGGCCGAUCAGAUCUCCAAGGAGAGAGACCAGCUUCUCCACAUGGCUUCCACGCUUCAGCAGGAAAAGCAGGGAUUCAUCGGAAAGAUUCUCAGUGGCACCGUUCGAUUUGAAAAACUACAGGAGCGUGUCAAGUUGAAGGUCCACUACCGGCUGAAGUCAUCCAGACAGACACACAUUUACCAGAAGCAUCCUCGCCCGACCCUGCAAUGUCCUCCAUAUUGAUCAGUGCACUUCAUAGCAUCCCCCCGGCCCCCCAGUCAGCAUCCAUUCAAGCGGUGAACAUUCACUGCUGCAAGAGAUGGUUAUCUCUCGACUGGGCUUAUUACCUUGCCGAAGUCCUCCACGAGUGUUGGGAUGCGGGGCCUAAAAGGAGAACAAUCGGCAUGUUUAAAGCGAACUGAAGGACAGCGCUGGUCUUUGUGCGUUGGCUGUUUAUCAGCCAGCGCGGGCUGUUUGUUAUGCGUGCUGCUCACUCCCACAAAUGCCAAUUAUGGCUAAUUACCAUUCUCUUGCCAGUCAUUCCCACGCCGGCUGCAGCUCGCCACAGCCUCCCAAAAGAGACUGUGGACGUAGUUAGGAUGCUACCGGCAUCCACUUUGCUUUGUCGUUCAUCACAAAGUGUUCGCUUAGGUUUAGACCAGGGGGUCUUGACCAAGGGGCCAAGGCAGAGGCUUGUCUCUGGGGUCUCGACAGCUGCUUUAAGGAAUAUUAGUCACAGAUUUUUAAGGGUGAGAGGUGCUGCACUAGUAUAUAUAGCCUUGAUGCUGCAGAUUUAUGUGUGUAGCUGGAAUACUAAUCAGCCUUGUUUGUCAGUGCCCCCCCGCCCCCAAAACAUGUCCAACUAUAUGGCAUCUAAUGUCCACUGUAUUAUAUGCCACAUGGGACCGGAGGGGGGACACAAAUGUUUGCAACAUGCUAGCUAUGCAUGCAUUACACUUACAUUUUAACAGAAACAAAAAACUAAAUGAAAAAUGUCAGUUCUCUCAUCUCGCAUGGGAAAUGUUACCCGCUGGUUAGGGACCGUCAAUCAAUUCCUAUUGCUUUGAAGAGUUUCUUUAAAAAAAAAAAAAAAAGUCACACAUACGUAGAAUCCAAAUCACACCACAAAUUGAACCAUGUCAAAUGAUUAGUGCGGCCAUUUUUAAAGACUUGUAGCGAAGCCUGCUAUACACUGGGUGUGUCCACCUAUCUGGAGAUGGGUUUGAGACGGUAACAUGUCCUCAUGAAAAGCAUUUGAACACAUCUUCUCUUAUAAGAGGAGCAAACAAGUGAAGGAGCUGUUUGGUGCUCAUAAACAGGCUCUACGACACAAACAGCUGCGAGAGCAUCAGUAAAAUGUCACGUUAAGGGACCUAAUGUGUCACCGUCUGCCCAAAAACAAUGAGCCUCCAGUGGAAUAAUACUGUUUUUUUUUUCUAAAUCAGCACUAAAACAGCCAAACCUGGUUGUGUGUUCAGGUAAAAAAAUAAAAUAAAAAUCUUCCCACUGUUGUGUAUCACCAUGGCAACGUGUCCCAUUUACGCAGUGCACGCAUGAUUGACAGAUUCUCUGCAAGAGCAACCUUUUCUUACCGCUAACUUGAAUGUGGCAUUAAUGAAGUGGUUUGGACGAGUGUGCCCUUUGUGCAGCAGACAUCAGUUUUACUGCUCGGAUGUAGUGACUGAGCUUUAAAGGUGCCACUGAACUGCUGUAAAUUGGGUGAAUUUAAAGCUGUCAUGCAUUUAGAAAGAUGAGGGGGACGGUGCCUGCAGCCGACUCGCACACCGAGUUAAAAGGAUGCUUAUUGACGUUAAAACCAAACAAAACGAGCUCGCACGCAACGUCUUAUUGACUUUUCACUGGCUGGACUUGAGGAAGGUUUUCUGUUCAAAUGAAAGGAAGUCUUUGUGCUUCUGAGGUGAACCAUUGAUCUUCACGCUCAAUAGAAACUUCGAGGUUCUAUUUAGUAGCAGACCAGAGAGUUCUAACUAUGAUUUCUCUUUCUAUGCUUCUACUUGAUUUCUGUUUCCUAUUUGGCAUCUUAGGACUGAACUUUACUCUUGCUGGGGGUGCUGGGGGUGUGAUGUGUACCUGGAGUUCUGUUUACAGUAGUUCAGCCGGGUCACUGUUUUUAGAGCUGCAACAGUUAAUCAAUGAUUAAUCGACAACUACUUUGGUGUUUGAGUCAUCAUUUUUGGAUUUCAAAAUAUAAAGAUUCUUUAGUUUUGUUCCGUCCGUCAAAGUUUGUGUCGGCCCAGAGUGGGCAAUAAUGAGUGGGUGGGACACCACACUCUAGUCUCCAAUUCUUGGAUGCUGAGUUCUCCACUCUGCAUAUAAAUCAUCUGAUUCCCUGGAAGACAUCCCAGUGGAUUUGCCAAGCGAUCCGCUUUCCCUUUUUUCCUUGUGCUCAUGUCACCGUGUGAGACGAUGUGCCCCACGCCGCCGAUCAGUUCCUAACCUCAAAAUGUACAUUUCAAGUUUGACAUUCUCAUCGGACACAACGCCGAGAGUCUUUCUGUCGCUAACCAGCCGCACUCUUUCAGUGUGACGCCGACGCUAACAUAUGGGAAUGUCCUAUAUAAUGUUGGCCGUGGCGACUACAUUAUUCAUAUGUCAUUAACAUGAAUGCGCUCAUCUCCUUGAAACAACAGAAAAUGUUGAAUAUUUCAGUGACUGCUUGGUGUGUAUACAGUAAAUACGGCCUCUAUGCUAACAUGCGUGACGUCAGUGGGACUUGGAUUUAGUUCGCAGUCAUCUUCCAUUGGGAGGAAGUGUAGCCGUGCUUUCAAAAAGAAAAAACAUGACUUGAGAGCAAACGUAUGGAAUAUGUGGCUCCACUUAGAAGGCAUAAAUAAAGCAAAUCGAUGCCACAACACCCGCCAAGCACCACUUAGCAAGUGAGACAUCAUUAUUGCAGGAGCCGAGAUGCUGUUUCAUCUUCAAGAAGCAUUGUGGUGUGGGUGGUACGCAUUAGUGGAACUCUGCUGUCCGUCAUUUGUUUACAUCUAAGCUGAAUAGCAUCCCAGGGUCCCUGUCUGUGUCGUUCCAUCCGAUUUAAGAUAAUAGCAUGGUUUGAUGUGCAUGAGUGACAGACACAGCGUGUGUUCCUUUCGCCACUUGAUCAUUUUUAUUGAUACCGGGAUGAGACCCAAAGCCCGCUCUUAUGCCAUUUGUCACCGCAUGUCGCAGAAUGAUAAUGCACGGCCCCAUGUUGCAAGGAUCUGCACAUAAUUCCUGGAACUGUUCCAGUUCUUGCAUGGCCAGCAUACACAUCAGCCAUUAUUUAAGAUCACGAUACCUCAUGACCAGUGUAGACUACAUUACUACAUGUCUUACAGCGGUGUCUUUCAGUAGAUUUUCUAAAUGCCUUUUAUGUUUUUUACUUAAUUUGGCCAUUUUUAUACUUGAAAAUGCAUUUUGGGGCCAAAAGUACAUAAUGAAUCGAUAAUUAAAUGCAUCAUAAAUAAUUGAUGAAUACCAGGGGUGUCAUGAGACACUUGGUUUACUCUGUGUGUAUGCUAGCGGCCCCGCCUCUACCCACCGAU